AUGAAUCCACCUCAUCAACGAGACCCGGAUUCAACAGACUCCUACAUGGUAGCAUGGAUCUGUGCCCUGCAAGAAGAAUAUUUCUGUGCAUGCCGUAUGCUUGACGAAGAAUUCACGGGGCCAGAGAUUAGCGAAGACAACGACGACAACACAUACGUCUACGGUCGUAUUGCGAAGCAUUAUGUGGUGAUAGGUUGUCUUCCGGCUGGUCGGUAUGGCACCAAUUCAGCUGCCCGUGUUGCCCGAGAUAUGGUUCGAACGUUCCCACAUCUACGGUUCGCACUAAUGGUGGGAAUCGGAGGCGGCGCUCCGACCGCCCGAAAUGACAUCCGAUUAGGAGAUGUUGUCGUGAGCCAACCAAGCGAUGGAUUUGGCGGAGUGAUACAGUAUGAUCUGGGCAAGUUCAAAGAUGGUCGGUUCCAGAGGACAGGUCAACUUAACGCGCCGCCUGAGAAACUUCUGGGAGUGAUUCCGGAGUUGCGUCGACUAUUCAGUGAUAAAAAGAAGCCAGACAGACUCGCAGAACAUCUCCAGCGUCUUGAUGAUAUGGAAGAUUAUCAACGACCAGCCGUUGACCAGUUAUAUGCCAUCAAAUAUCCUCCAGUGAAUGGAAAAACUUGCAACGAAAGUACUUCACACUCGGUAGUGGUCCGCCCAGAGCGCCGCAACCACCGUGUAUUCCAUGUUCACUACGGAAAUAUCGCGUCAGGAAAUACUGUGCUCAAGGACGCUAUUGUGCGAGAUGCAUAUGCGAAAGACCCGCAAUUGAACAUUCUGUGCUUCGAGAUGGAAGCCGCGGGUCUAAUGAAUAGUAUUCCAUGUCUGGUAAUACGCGGAAUCUGCGAUUACUGUGACUCUCACAAAAAUGACGACUGGCACAAAUAUGCUGCGCUCACUGCUGCUGCAUAUGCACGCGAGCUACUCUUAGUUCUAAGGCCGCAACGUGUGGAUGCCAUGCCUCCUUGGGCCGAGGCGACCGAGCGAGUAGCUCAAGAACUUCAAAAAGGGGUUGAAUGUUUGGACCGGAAGAUUGAUUUUGGCAGGUUGCCAGUUAUUCAAGAGGCAGCAAUUGACUCUUUUGGGAACCGACAUGAGGAUGAAUGUCUUCCAGGCACUAGAACUGAACUACUCAACGAGAUUGAAGAAUGGGCUGCGUCACCACACGGAAAGUGUAUCUUCUGGUUGAAAGGAAUGGCUGGGACAGGAAAAUCUACAAUAUCUCGGACUGUGGCAAGGUCGCUCAAGGACACCAACUAUCUAGGUGCCAGCUUCUUCUUCAAGAGGGGCGAAGGGGAUCGAGGUAACGCGAAGAAUUUUUUCCCGACAAUAACAUGGCAACUGAUGCUCAGAAUUUCUGGCCUGAGAUCUGAAGUGCAAAAAGCACUCGAUCAUGAGCCUGACGUUGCGUCAAAGACAGUCAGUGACCACCGACAAUCUCAAACUACUGUGAUAGUGAUCGACGCUUUAGACGAAUGUGAACAGGGUAAAGACGUCCGAAAUUUAAUUCGAUUACUGCCGCUUCUCCAGAAGGCAAAAGCGUAUCGCUUUCGGAUCUUUAUUACUAGCAGGCCCGAACUCCCAAUCAACCUCGGCUUUUUAGAAAUUGCGAAUCAUGAAUAUCAGGACCUAGCUCUUCACGAGAUACCUAAAGAAGUGAUAGAACGUGAUAUACACUUAUUCCUAAGGAAUCGAUUUGCGAAAAUCAAACUCGACAAAUAUAUUUCUGACGACUGGCCGGGAGAAGACGUCAUCCAAGAUUUGCUCAGGAUAUCUAUCCCUCUAUUUAUUGCGGCUGCCACUGUGUGCCGGUAUAUCGAGAAUUCAUCAUGGGAACCCAAAUUACGCCUCGCGGGACUCCUUAAGGACCAACGCAAAUAUGCUUCGAAAAUGGAAAAGACUUACCGGCCAAUUCUGACGCAUCUACUCAACGAACAGGAAAACGACGAUUUAGAGCAGCAGCAGAUCCUGCAAGAGUUCCAAAGCAUAGUCGGUAUUAUCAUCCUACUUGCUGAUCCGCUUUCAAUAAACGGGCUAUCCGCUUUUCUUGGUAUAGGAGCGGACCAAAUCAGCUUUCGAUUGAAAUUCUUUCGAUCAGUUUUGAGCAUUCCCGAUAACCGCGAUGAGCCUAUCAGGAUUCUGCAUCUAUCAUUCCGGGAUUUUCUGGUGCAGCCUGGGACUCAAUUUUAUGUGGAUGAGCCGAGAAAGCAUAAGGAUAUUGCAAAGUUCUGUCUGCAAACAAUGGCUUGCCACCUACAGACAAAUAUCUGCAACCUAGACAGCCCUGGUACGUGUACGGCAGACAUCGACGCUCAACAUAUCCGCCAACAUCUACCACCUGAGCUACAAUACUCUUGUCGCUACUGGAUACAUUAUGUCGAAAGGAGUCAGGCCGUAUCUUCUGAUAUAGAAGAUGUGCGGCUAUUCCUCAAGAAGCAUUUUCUGCACUGGGUGGAGGUGAUGAGUCUACUGGGUCUCUUAUCGGAUGUAGUGGGUCUGCUUGAUCUCCUUCAUAGAUACAUAUCAGGCGACAAUAAUUUCGCACUGUCUAGUUUCCUACAUGAUGCAAAGCGCUUUGUUCUGAAAAAUCGCCAGAUGGCCGACGAAGCGCCACUUCAAAUUUAUUGCGCAGGGCUGGUAUUUGCACCUCGAACGGCAAUAAUCCGUAGAGAGUUCCAGUCAGAGCUUCCGAGCUGGAUAUGCCAGCUCCCACAAGUUAACGAAACCUGGAGUGCAGAAUUGCAAGCUCUCGAGGGCCAUUCGGACUCGGUUAACUCGGUAGCCUUCUCGCCCGACGGCCGGCUGGUGGCGUCUGGCUCUUUGGAUCAGACGGUGCGGCUCUGGGACACGGCGACGGGCGGCUUGCAGCAGACUCUUAAGGGCUAUUCGGGCUCGGUUCGGUCGGUGGUCUUCUCGCCAGACGGCCGGCUGCUGGCAUCUGGCUCCGACGAUCGCACUGUGCGGCUCUGGGACACAGCGACUGGUGACCUGCAGCAGACUCUUAGGGGCCAUGUAGGUGCGGUUCGGUCGGUAGCCUUCUCGCCCGACGGCCGACUGCUGGCAUCCGGCUCCGACGAUGGUACUGUGCGGCUCUGGGACACAGCGACAGGCGGCCUGCAGCAGACUCUUAAGGGCCAUGUAGGUUCGGUUCGGUCGGUAGCCUUCUCGCCCGACGGCCGACUGCUGGCGUCCGGCUCUCUGGAUCAGGCGGUGCGGCUCUGGGACAUAGUGACGGGUGCCAUACAGCAGACGCUCGCGGGCCAUUCGGUAGUUCGGUCGGUGGCCUUCUCGCCAGACGGCCGGCUGCUUGUAUCCGGCUCCGACGAUCGCACUGUGCGGCUCUGGGACACGGUGACGGGAGCCCUACAACACACCCUCGAAGGCCAUUUAGGCUGGGUUCGGUCGGUGGGCUUCUCGGCCAAUGGCCGGCUGCUGGCGUCCGGCUCUUUGGAUCAGACGGUGCGGCUCUGGGACACGGAGACGGGCGGCUUGCAGCAGACUCUGGAAGGCCAUUCGCGCUGGGUUCAGGCGGUGGCCUUCUCGCCCGACGGCCGGCUGCUGGUGUCCGGCUCUUUGGACCUGACUGUGCGGCUCUGGGACAUAGUGACGGGCGGCUUGCAGCAGACACUUGAGGGCCAUGUAGGUUCGGUUCGGUCGGUGGCAUUCUCGCCCGACGGCCAGCUGCUAGCGUCCGGCUCCCUUGAUCAGACGGUGCGGCUCUGGGACCCGGCGACGGGCGCCAUACAACAGACUCUCAAAGGCCAUUCGGGUUCGGUUCGGUCGGUGAUCUUCUCGCCCGACGGCCAGCUGCUGGCGUCCAGCUCCCAUGAUCAGACGGUGCGGCUCUGGAACACAGUGACGGGCACCUUGCAGCAGACUAUUGAGGUCAAUUCGGGCUGGGUUCCGAUGCGCUACUCGCAGCCCUAUUCAAGCUCUGCUCCGUCGGUGGCCUUCUCGCCAGACGGCCGGCUGCUGGCAUUCGGCUUCUAUAACCAGACAGUGCGGCUUUGGGACACGGCGACGGGCGCUAUAGAACAGACUCUCAAAGGCCAUUCGGGUUCGGAUUUGCCAGCGUUGUUCUCGCCCGGCCGCUGGGUGGUUGCGACAGGGUCUCUAGAUCAGACGGUGCGGCUCAGGGAUACAAUCUUGUAUGAGGACGAUUCGGGCUCGGUUACGUCAGUGGCCUUCUCGCCGGACGGCCGGCUGCUGGCUUCCUGCUCUUUAGAUCAAAUGGUGUGGCUCUGGGACAUAGCGACGGGCGCCUUGCAAAAGACCCUAAAGUCUAAGGGAAUAGUCACCGAACUCCAGUUCUCGCAAGAUGGUUCAUAUCUAAUCACCAACUUAGGCAUCCUCGAUGUUCAAUCCGGACACGAAAAUCAUGCUUCUAAUUCAACCAAUAGAAAUCUGGCGAUCUUCAUUGAGCAAGGACAGUGGAUAAACCUGAACGGCAAAAAUGCACUAUGGCUUCCUCCUGAGUUUCAGCCUAGCUGUUCAGCGACAAGUGGGAAUUCACUUGCCUUAGGACACGAAUCAGGGCGGGUUUCUUUCAUACGAUUUCGUACGUAG
Penicillium canariense is the source of this 4563-nucleotide messenger RNA. RefSeq lists its product as uncharacterized. Bases 1 to 4563 code for a protein of 1520 amino acids. Lineage: Eukaryota; Fungi; Ascomycota; Eurotiomycetes; Eurotiales; Aspergillaceae. The transcript has 4 exons. The record is from RefSeq and is a predicted model, not a curated record. Gene Ontology annotation, molecular function: catalytic activity; protein binding. Gene Ontology annotation, biological process: nucleoside metabolic process.